AUGGUCGCGGACUGAUGACGCCGCUGUAUAACUUCACGACCACUAUGGCGUCCCAUGCGAGCGAGCUGGAAAUCGCAAAGAAAAAUUUAACUGACGCUAUCGGCGAGAAUGUGAAACAUUACUGGGCCAACCUGAAACUGUGGUUCAAGCAUAAGAUCAGCAAGGAAGAGUUUGACAUUGAGGCACGGCGCCUGUUGGCCCAGGAAAAUGUCCAUGUUCACAAUGAUUUCCUCCUGGCCAUACUCACACGAUGCCAGAUCAUCGUCUCCACACCAGAGGGCGCUGGACAGCUACAAUGGCAAGGUGGCUCUGCUUCAAAGCCAGGAAAACCCAAAGGAAAGAAGAAAUGUUCUUCCAGACAGAAAUUUGAUCAUCGUUUCCAGCCUCAGAACCCUCUGAGCGCAGCGCAACCGUUCAGCCCUCGGGAGGCGGCCGGUGAGGAUGAGGAGCUGCGUCUCAGCGCCCACACUCUGUUGCUGCCCACCCGGGGCCAGCUGGAGGCCCGCAUGAUGGUGACGGCAUUUGAACUGGGCUUGGAUAACAUCACAGAGGACUCCAUCACUGCGAUGACCUGCGCCGUGGAGCACCACUUGAAAGAUGUUUUGACUGCUGUAAUUUCCCGGAGGAAAGCGUAUCGCUUACGGGAAGGUCGUUUCCCUUACGCCUUUGGCAGUGAUGUCACACCGCAGCCUUAUCUCAAGAACAGCCUGGCUGCAUAUAACACAGUCACUGAAUGCCCCCCUCCGAGUGCGUCUCUACCAGCGGGCCCACUGCCUCAAAUUUCCCCAGAUGAGGCAGAGCAGCAAGCCGUUCACUUGUUGGCUUGUUCUGCGCACAGCUUCCACAUGGCCCUCCCACCCGUCACCAUGUUUGACCUUCUGGAGGCCUUACAGGUUCACCAUGGAGUGAUGCCCUCCCACACCAUGUACGCUCUGAAUAUGGAGCGCAUCCUGUCGCGCCUCUGGCAUCCCAGCCAUGAAGAACUGGAGCAGGACCACGUGCACAGGCAGCGUCUCGCUGCCAAGGAUGCGGUGAUGAUCAUCUGAGACCUCCAUGGAUUCUGUGUGCAUAAUAAGUGGCACAUAAACUUUGUCCAGAGCUGAAAAUAGUUUGGAAGUAUUGGGUUCGGAAAACUGCAACUGUGUUGCAUAGUAAGACGAACAAUGGACCAAGAUGAAACAAAACAGUUGGUGGACACAGAGUCAGCUUCAUCCUAGUCAAGCCAGCAGAUUGUCACUCGGUGAGAAUUGUUUAAAGUGGUUUGUUGCAGGCCAGUGUUCCUCUUCAUGUCACUGUGGCUCAUAUAAGUUAAAGGGCAGAGUUUUAGUUAAAAAUGUCACACGCAAAAGUCAAACAUAUCGAGUCAUAUGAUGUAUAAAACCCAAAACCAGUGAAGUUGGCACUUUGUCAAUCCAUUCAUUUUCUACUGCUUAUUCCCUUUGGGGUCGCGGGUGGCGCUGGUGCCUAUCUCAGCUACAAGCUGGCAGAAGGCGGGGUUGGCACUUUGUGUAAAACGUAAAUAAAAACAGAAUACAACUUAUAUUAAAUUAAGUAGACUGCAGAAACAAGAUACUUAAAGGCCUACUGAAACCCACUACUACCGACCACGCAGUCUGAUGGUUUAUAUAUCAAUGAUGAAAUAUUAACCUUGCAACACAUGCCAAUACGGCCUUUUUAGUUUACUAAAUUGCAAUUUUAAAUUUCCCGCGAAGUUUCCUGUUGAAAACGUCGCGGAAUGAUGACGCAUGCGUUUGACGUCUCCGGUUGUAGCGGACAUUUUUUUCCAGCCCGAUCCAAGCUAUAAGUAGUCUGCUUUAAUCGCAUAAUUACACAGUAUUCCGGACAUCUGUGUUGCUGAAUCUUUUGCAAUUUGUUCAAUUAAUAAUGGAGACGUGAAAGUAGAAAGAUGGAGGUGGGAAGCGGUGUAUUGCGGCUGCCUUUAGCCACACAAACACAGCCGGUGUUCCCUUGUUCAAAAUUCCCGAAGGUGAAGCUUUACUAUGGAACAGAGCGGUCAAGCGAACAUGGUUCCCGACCACAUGUCAACCGGCAGGUUUCGGUGAGAAAAUUGUGGUAAUAAGUCGGCUCUUACCAUAAUUAUGAGCGGAGCUUGCGUCCUCCUGCAGCUGCUGCGGACUAUCACCUCCUCCCACUGGAGACACUGGCGGUCACCACAUCCGUGACCACACCCCUCCGACUUUCAGGUACCAUAUAAUCUCACUAAAACCCUAGUAACACAAUGAGCAGAUUAGGGAUUUCCAAGAAUUAUCCUGGUCUUUUACUCUCAAUAUCCUCAUCCAGGAAUCUUUCAUUCUUGCUCAAAUUAAUGGGGAAAUUGUCGCUUUCUCGGUCCGAAUCGCUCUAGCUGCUGGUGGCUAUGAUUGUAAACAAUGUGAGGAGCCCUCACACCAGUGAUGUCACGCGCACAUCGUCUGUUACUUCCGGUAAAGGCAGGGCUUUUCUAUUAGCGACCAAAAGUUGGGAACUUUAUCGUCGAUGUUCUCUACUAAAUUAUUUCAGCAAAAAUAUGGCAAUAUCGCGAAAUGAUCAAGUAUGACACAUAGAAUGACCUGUUAUCCCCGUUUGAAUAAGAACAUCUCAUUUCAGUAGGCCUUUAACGUUCCAACUAGUAAACUUUUUUGCAAAUAUUAGCUCUUUUGGAAUUUGAUGCCUGCAAAAUGUUUCAAAGAGGCUGGCACAAGUGGCAAAAAGACUGAGAAAGUUGAGGAAUGCGCAUCAACCACUUAUUUGCAACAUCCCACAGGUGAACAGGGUUAUUGGGAACAGGUGGGUGCCAUGAUUGGGUAUAAAAGCAGCUUCCAUGAAAUACUCAGUCAUUCACGAACAAAGAUGGGGCGAGGGUCACCACUUUGUGAACAAAUGCGUGAGCAAAUUGUCUCAACUACAACAUUUCUCAAUGAGCUAAUGCAAGGAAUUUAGGGAUUUCACCAUCUACGGUCUGUAAUAUCAUCAAAAGGUUCAGCGAAUCUGGAUAAAUCACUGCACGUGAGUGAUGAUAUUACAGACCUUCGAUCCCUCAGGCGGUACUGCAUCAAAAAGCGACAUCAGUGUGUAAAGGAUAUCACCACAUGGGCUCAGGAACACUUCAGGAAACCACUGUCAGUAACUACAGUUCAUCGCUACAUCUUUAAGUCCAAGUUAAAACUACUAUGCAAAGCGAAAGCCAUUUAUCAACAACACCCAAAAACGCAGCCGGCUUCGCUGAGCCCGAGCUCAUCUAAGAUGGACUGAUCCAAAGUGCAAAAGUGUUCUGUGGACUGACGAGUCCACAUUUCAAAUUGUUUUUUGAAACUGGACGUCGUGUCCUCCGGAACAAAGAGCAAAAGAACCAUCCGGAUUGUUACAGGCACAAAGUUCAAAAGCCAGCAUCUGUGAUGGUAUGGGAGUGUGUCCAAGGCAUGGGUAACUUACACAUCUGUGAAGGCACCACUAAUCCUGAAAGAUGCAUACAAGUUUUGGAGCAACAUAUGUUGCCGCCGCUUAUUUCAGCAAGACGAUGCUAAGCCACAUGUUACAACAGUGUGGCUUCGUAGGUACUAGACUGGCCUGCCUGUAGUCAAGACCUGUCUCCCAUUAAAAAUGUGCGGCGCAGUAUGAAGCCUAAAAUACCACAACGGAGACCCCUGAUUGUUGAACAACUUAAGCUGUACAUCAAGCAAGAAUGGGAAAGAAUUCCACCUGAAAAGCUUAAACAAAUGGUCUCUUUAGUUCCCAAACAUUUACUGAGUGUUGUUAAAAGGAAAGGCCAUGUAACACAGUGGUAAAAAUGUCCCUGUGCCAACUUUUUUGCAAUGUGUUGCUGCCAUUAAAUUCAAAAUUAAUGAUUAUUUGCGAAAAAAAAUUAAGUUUCUCAGUUCAAACAUUAAAUAUCUUGUCUUCUCGGUCUAUUCAAUUGAAUAUAAGCUGGGAAAAGGAUUUGCAAAUCAUUGUAUUCUGUUUUUAUUUACAAUUUACACAACGUGCAAAUUUUACUGGUUUUGGGUUUUGUGCUGCAUCAAAACAAAUAGCCGAAAGUACAUUUCAGACCCUCCAGGAUUUCGCAAUGUUGCAAAUUCAACUAAUCCUCAUGAAUUGUGUACGACCUCGCAAGUUUGUCCAACUUCCCCACACGCUCUGGCCAAUCAAAUUCUUCCCUGAGUAGCACACGUCAACGUAUCUAACCAAUCAAGUGUGACUCAGGAUGCACUAUUAAAUGUUUCAUGUCUCGACCAGGGGUCCCCAAACUUUUUCCAAUCAGGGCCACAGACUGACAAAUCAAAGGACGUGGGCGCCAUGUUGGUAGUUUUCACCUUCACAACCAGUACGAUGUAUUUUUUUUCUUCAAAGAGCUAGAAAAAGCAAUUUCAGUAAUUUCAUGUGAAUGUUGAAGAGCCAAAGCCAAACGUAGAUGCUGACUGUGAGCACGCUGGUGGGAUAGCGUCAAAUAACAAAAAAAAUAUUAGCAAAAUUAGCUAAAAAAGCUUUAGCAUACUAAAAUGCUAACUGUAAUUUGUGACCAAAACCAAAAUGUAAUACUCAGAGGUGUGUUUCUGAAAUGUUUUAAAUGCUAGUCUGCCUAACAUGCAUCCAAAAUAUGACACAGGUGUAUACCAACAAAAUUCGUUAAACAAAAGAUAGCUUAAUAACAUUAGCAUGUUAAUGUGUAUCACUCGUUAAGUUACAAAAUAUUUUACGCUGAGGUGUAUACCUACAAAAAAAGGCUAGCAUGCUAAUGUUAAAAUUCUGUCGAUUUUUCCGCGGGCCGUACUGUGGAAACCCCUGGUGUAGACAAACCCAGAAAAACAACUUCGAACAUUCUCGACUCUUUAUUGUUUGAAGAUCACAACUCUUAUAUUCUCUUGAAGAUCAGACACUCUUCUGGUUCCUGUCUACAGCGCUAAGCCUUCAGGGUAAUGUAGUAUAAAACAUUGCGCACACCCAUGUCUUUGAUGAUAAUCGAUCAUCUCAUUUACCAACAAAUAUCACCGCUAUAUAAAGCACUCAACAGUUUCCUAAUGUUCUCAGUGUGUUGUAACAAAUUAAAGUUUAAAAUAACAAAAAGUGUAAAACAUAGACGGAGAAUGUCUGCAACACAUGGACGACAGAGGAGACCGCAGACAACUACACUAAUUUGACAAUUUGCUGCCAUGAUCUGAAACAGUGCCAAAUAUUUGAUUCAUUAUUAAAGUACAGUGUUUUAUUUUUCUAGAUUCAAACUGUGUAAUGUUACACUGGCCCAAAAUGAUUAAAUACACUUGCCUUGUU
Nerophis ophidion (straightnose pipefish) is the source of this 5265-nucleotide messenger RNA. It is a transcript of the gene tada1, whose product is annotated as transcriptional adaptor 1. Gene Ontology annotation, molecular function: transcription coactivator activity. Gene Ontology annotation, cellular component: SAGA complex. The transcript is spliced from 8 exons. The record is from RefSeq and is a predicted model, not a curated record. Bases 15 to 1046 code for a protein of 343 amino acids. Gene Ontology annotation, biological process: regulation of transcription by RNA polymerase II. Lineage: Eukaryota; Metazoa; Chordata; Actinopteri; Syngnathiformes; Syngnathidae.